AUGGACCGCAAAAAUGCUCCCAAAAACCUGAACAAUCUUCCUGGGAGGUGCCAUUGUGGGAAAAUUGCCAGCUACUUCACUUCAAAGACUCCAUAUAAUUCCGGAAGGAGAUUCUUUAAGUGCCCUAAACUUGAUAUAAGCUCGUGCGGUUAUUGGGAAUGGCAAGAUGAUGUUGUUCCAGAUCGAGUGCUCAUUACAAUUAACAAUAUGAAUUACAAAUUGGAUGUCGCUAAUGUUAAACUCAACAAUAUGAAGUCGACGUUGGAUGUGAUUAUUCUUGAAAGGGACAGAUUAAAGGAAAGAGUGGAUGUCUUGAAGGCUUUAAAGAAUUCGGAAGUGAACAAAGCCCGUAAAUUAGAAGAGAAAGUCCUAAAUAUGAAGAUCUUCAUUAUGAUUUCAUGGGCAAUAUUUAUAGGAGUUGUUGCUGCAAUGCUAAUGAAUUGA
Messenger RNA from Nicotiana tabacum (common tobacco), 444 nucleotides. The record is from RefSeq and is a predicted model, not a curated record. NCBI's taxonomy places the organism in Eukaryota, Viridiplantae, Streptophyta, Magnoliopsida, Solanales, Solanaceae.